Orussus abietinus is the source of this 1664-nucleotide messenger RNA. Its product is annotated as ESX-1 secretion-associated protein EspI-like. Lineage: Eukaryota; Metazoa; Arthropoda; Insecta; Hymenoptera; Orussidae. The transcript has 9 exons. The coding region runs from base 103 to 1491 and encodes 462 amino acids. The record is from RefSeq and is a predicted model, not a curated record.
CGCGCAGUCCUGCGCAGUCCUUCUCCGUCCUCCGAGCGAGCUACCUCGACUCGGUCGGCCAGGUGCCGACCCGGCUGGUGGGAACUUGGACGGCGAGCCGCGAUGCUUCCGUCACCGCCGCCGCCGCCGCCUCCGCCUCCGCCGCCGUCGCAGCCCGGGCGCCUGCCGGCCCUCAGGAUCGACGUCGCUCAGGAACCCGGCGGGGCAGGCGCGACAGGAAGGGGGCAGCCGCGGUACGAGCCCCCCGCGGCCAUCCAGAACGCCAUGCUGACCAAGGACAAGAAGCCGUUCACCUACACCCCGGGAAUGGGAGGUAAGCUGGACCUGUCGCAGAUUCGGAGCCCGCGCAUGGCUCGGCGGGUGGCGAAGAACGCCGUCGACGAGGGAGUCGAGGGGCCAGUGGCCGUUCCCGUGCCCCCGGCCGUCGAGGCGCCGAGGGCCGUGUCCCGAGUGGAGGUGAAGAUCGCGCCGCCGGUCGCCCGGCCGGCCUCGCCCCAGUCGCCGAGCAGUCCGCUCCAGGUCACUCUGGCCAAGGCGCCGACCCCCUGGCUGCAGAAGAGGAGCAAGGCCGCCGCCGACGACGUCCCGGAAUGGGCGAGACGAGCGAGCGGGGCUGCGGCGCCGGGUCAGCGGUCCCAGCCCCUCGAGCGGAUCAUCCCCGUGCAGAUCGAGGACAGACCGUCGGUCUUCGCGGGCCGUCGUCCCUCGGAGGAGCCGGAGGAGCCGGAGCAGGAACCGGACCCGGGCCGGUACCCGGCGCGAGGCGUCCAACGCGCCGCUCCGGAGUGUCAACCGCCGAGGCCUUCCGGGCAGCGAGCUUCUUCCUAUAGCGAUCGCCUCGUGCCCGACAGGGAGGAUGGCGCUCGUUUUAGAACAGCUUCGGGAGCGGAAAGCGAGGCCCGCCUGCGUUCGCCGGCGGCCCGAGUUAAUCUCGACGUCCCGGAAAGUCGAGCCCUCCUCGCGAAUGCGAGCAAGGUGCCAGUGGCCGGUCUCGCGCACGAGUCCGUGCCGUUGCAGCCGGUACAGUCGCGAGCAUUUAAGGUCUUGCAAAAAAUCACCGAUACGCAAAACGACGUAGAUCCCACGACUCUGAGGAAGUUACAACUCACCGAAGACGACAAAUAUCUUAUGGAGAAAUUUAAGGAACAAGUUGACGGCGAUACGUAUCUUCAUCGAGUGACCGAUCCUCGGUAUCGCGGGUCGGCGAUACCUUCCAGGGCCUUUCAGUGUCUACAAAACAUGACGGAAUCCGCUCACGUCUUGGCACCGUCGAUCGGGUCCAAACCGCCGAGUUCCCAGAAAAAUAAGACUGACAGGAACUCCGCCACAUUUGAGGAAAACCAAGUAAAAAUACCGGCGAAUGAACAACAGGUACAGGAGCCACGAAAGUACAUGGGAAGCUCGAUUCCGUCGAGAUCUUUCAGAAUAUUGCAAGCCAUGACAGCCUCCGAAGGUACAGAUACGGAUCGUUCGAAAUCGGCAUACAAUUGACGAUCGCGCGAAAGAAGAGAACCGCUUACAGAAUUUUAACGACUUGGCGACUAAACUAUGAGUGAGUUUAGUUUUAAUUUCUUAACUUAGAUGUUUGUAUUAACCAAGAUACAAUUAAUUGUACAUGAUAUUUAUUUAACGUACUUCUGAAUACAACGAAUAAUAACUACCGA